Molecule: messenger RNA, 1788 nt
Organism: Hemibagrus wyckioides
Lineage: Eukaryota; Metazoa; Chordata; Actinopteri; Siluriformes; Bagridae
Gene: ucp3
Product: uncoupling protein 3
Exons: 8
Coding region: 336-1265 (309 amino acids)
Biological process (GO): mitochondrial transport; response to cold; adaptive thermogenesis
Cellular component (GO): mitochondrial membrane
Molecular function (GO): oxidative phosphorylation uncoupler activity
Source: RefSeq, a predicted model, not a curated record
GACUGCACGCCUAUAAAUUGCCGGAGUCGUUUGACAGCUCACAAGAAGCGUCAGAGCUCGGAGGGUGAGGAUCGCUCUGUGGAAUACUUCCCUAUACAGGAUUUAUCACAGCACUUUUUUCUUCUAUAGACUUUACAAUUAAAAGAUUUUUAACACAAGUGGAAUGCUACAUAUUACUUCCUCCAUUUUUAUGGCCAAUGUAAGUGCAACUCGAAGGCAACAACAACAACGACAAAGAAUUCAAGCUGAAGAAACCUGAGAAAAAGUAAAAAGUCAUUUAAAAAAUCCAGUCAACAAAUCAAGUGUGACUGUUUCACUUAGUGAAAAAGAACAACAUGGUUGGAAUCAAGCCCACAGAUCUAGCUCCUACAGCCACUGUAAAGUUCUUCGGUGCUGGAACAGCAGCCUGCAUUGCUGACUUGGUGACCUUUCCCCUGGACACAGCUAAAGUCAGGCUUCAGAUCCAGGGCGAGUCCAAACCUGCUCCAGGAGCAGCACCGGUGAAGUAUCGGGGUGUGUUUGGUACUAUCACCACAAUGGUGCGCACAGAAGGGCCGCGGAGUCUCUACAACGGGCUUGUUGCUGGACUGCAGCGGCAGAUGAGCUUUGCGUCUGUCCGCAUUGGUCUUUAUGACUCGAUGAAGCAGUUCUACACUCGAGGAUCUGAGAAUGCAGGCAUUGGGAGUCGCUUACUAGCAGGCUGCACUACCGGGGCCAUGGCUGUAGCGUUUGCACAGCCCACAGAUGUAGUAAAGGUACGCUUCCAGGCACAAGUGCGUAUAGCUGAAGGAGCAAAACGUUACAAUGGAACUAUGGACGCCUACAAGACCAUCGCUCGUGAUGAAGGCAUCAAAGGGUUGUGGAAAGGUUGCCUGCCGAAUAUCACAAGAAAUGCUAUUGUAAACUGUGCUGAGCUGGUAACCUAUGACAUCAUCAAAGAACUCAUAUUAAAGUACAAUCUUAUGACAGAUAACUUGCCCUGCCACUUCACGGCUGCGUUCGGAGCUGGUUUUUGCACCACCAUCGUAGCCUCUCCAGUGGACGUGGUGAAGACUCGCUUUAUGAACUCCACUGCAGGCCAGUACAGCAGUGCCAUCAACUGUGCCAUCACCAUGAUGACCAAGGAAGGACCCACUGCCUUUUACAAAGGGUUCAUGCCCUCGUUCCUUCGCCUGGGAUCCUGGAACAUUGUGAUGUUUGUCUCAUAUGAGCAAAUAAAGAGAGCUGUAACUAGAGUGCAGCAAUCCUGGGAGGCUCCAUUUUGAAUAGAUCUUUUCAAGAUAACAAAAGCCGGAUACAAAAGACAACCUGAUCCCCACCAUGUCCAGUUAUAUUACAAUUAGCUGGAUAACGUUAGCGUCAAAGACCUGUGUGAUGGAUUUGGUAUUUUCUGGAAUAUUUUUUUAAAAAAUAGGCUAGAGUUGUGAUGGUUGUGCCUACUGAUCAUGAAAAAAGGAUUGUUUUUGUUAAGGACAUUGUAUUGGAGAUGAUCCUGUGGACAAGGCCAAGUACAGUUUGGAACACUUUCCCAGCAAGUCAACAUAUUUCCCCUAUAGAGCUUGCAUUUCUUUUUGUCUCCUCUAUAGUACGUCAAUAUUUGUUUGCAUAGGUGUUUGGGAAAAUGAAGUUUAAUGUGAAGUUUACAGAUUUGUUUACAAGCGCUACAAAUUUUGGGUCCAUAGCUUAUUAACAGAUUAUAGACAGAUAGAUUUGUUCCAUGUAUAACAAAUGUUAGGAUAUUUUUAUACAAUGUGCAUUCCUGGUAAUAAAACUGAUUAUGUAAAUGUU